AUGACAUUGCGAGGCAAAGCCAGCGUCUACGCCGGCGCUGCUCUGCUCCGGCUCGCCCUCUUCCUCGCCUUUCCCGGCCUCCCCGACCUCCUAACCAGCCGUGUCGAGAUCUCGACCCCCGUCACAAGCUUCAAGCGAUUGCAAGAGGGUCUGUUCCUGUACACGAAUAACGUUUCUCCUUACGAUGGCGGCGUCUUCCAUCAGGCGCCGCUGCUACUGCCCUUGUUCUCACUGCUCCCAGACGUCAAGGUCUGGCCCAUCUUUACACACCUGCUCUACAUCGCCGUAGACCUCCUCAGCGCCGAUGCCUUGUACAAGAUUGCCAAUUCGGGCGAGGCGGCUAGCUCGAAGCUGUUUACAUCGCCGCGCCGGGCAAACAAGUUUGUUGGCGCCGCCGUUGCUGCUGCCUUCUUGUUCAACCCCUACACCAUCGCCACAUGUAUAGGACGAUCAACCGGUGUCUUUACCAACUGCGCCAUCCUAUAUGCCAUCGCCAGGGCAAUCAAGGGUUCUCCCUUCAACGCCAUGAUUGCCCUGUCGUUCGCCUCUUACCUAUCCAUGUACCCCAUCCUCCUUCUCCCUCCUCUGAUUCUCCUCGCCUUUGAUCGCCAGCCCGAGAAGCGCCGAGUUGCAUCACUCGCCAGGUUUGCGGCUACCAAUGUUCUCAUCGUGGUGGGCUGCGUCAUCUCACUGCUGGGCAUGUCCUUUGUCUUGGCUGGCAACUCAUGGGACUUCCUCGCCCGCACAUAUGGCAUCCAAUUGACGCUGUCGGACCUCACGCCCAACGUUGGUUUGUGGUGGUACUUCUUCAUCGAGAUGUUUGACUCGUUCCGAGCCUUCUUCCUCGGCGUCUUCUGGCUUCACCUCGCCUCCUACCCCGCCGCUCUCUCAAUCCGUCUACGCCCUCAGCCGUUGGCCGUCUUGGCCAUCCUGCUGGGCACAUUCUCCAUCUUCAAGCCAUAUCCAUCGCUUGCGGACGCGAGUCUUUUCCUAUCUGUGGUUCCUUUGUUCCGACACGUCUUCCCCCUGAUGCGGUAUGCCUUUCUCACGACAUCAACGCUCCUCUAUGCGACGUUCCUCGGACCGGCUUUCUACCACCUCUGGAUCUAUUAUGGAAGCGGCAACGCAAACUUCUUCUACGCCAUCACGCUUGUGUGGAGUUUGGGACAGAGUCUGCUGGUGACCGACCUGACUUUUGCCGUGUUGAGAGAUGAGUGGGAGAUUGACCGCCCUGAGAUGGCAGGCAAGGAGAUUCGGCAGAUAUAG
This is a messenger RNA of Fusarium vanettenii 77-13-4, 1266 nucleotides long. RefSeq lists its product as uncharacterized. Gene Ontology annotation, biological process: attachment of GPI anchor to protein; protein localization to cell surface. Lineage: Eukaryota; Fungi; Ascomycota; Sordariomycetes; Hypocreales; Nectriaceae. The transcript is spliced from 3 exons. The coding region runs from base 1 to 1266 and encodes 421 amino acids. The record is from RefSeq and is a predicted model, not a curated record. Gene Ontology annotation, cellular component: GPI-anchor transamidase complex; membrane.